UAUAAGAUUGGGACCAAUUUCUUCAAUAUCGAUCACUUUUGAGUGUGGAAAUGUUUCACGGUGGACGUAACUAACUUCAAAAUUUUCUUUUCUGUCUCACUUACACCAAACAACAUCCAUUUUUAUCAUCAUUUCUAUUUCUAUUGUUUCCAUCCAAAUUUUUUGUUAUUUCUUACUUACAACCGUAUCUUGUGAUUGAAUCGUUUCCAUACUUGGACGAGAGCCUUAUCAUAAAGACCAUUCCUUCUCUGUGACAGCCAAUGUUUGAAUAAUCAAAGUCAGAACUCAGUUUUGUAAAGCUAGUGUGGAUAAAUGGCUUCUAUGCCUCUCGGGUCUUUAGCUUCUUCCUUUACCGCUGGUUCUCACCUAACAAAAGCUUCUUGGAAUAAAACUAAGAAAAUCCGAAAUGAAUAUCCUAUAGUUAGGUAUCAGCAGCAACAUAAUUUGAAGCAUCAUUAUAAAUGCAUUGAGUUAGGAUCCACAUAUAAAGAACGUGCCAGAAGUAAUGCUGUGAAUGCAAUUGUUGGAGAAUCAUUUGAGUCUAAACCUCAAGAUUAUAGUCCAAAAAGCAUUUGGGGUUCUGUCAAAGACAAUUUGGAUGCUUUCUACAGGUUUACCAGGCCACACACAAUCAUUGGCACAGCGUUAAGCAUAAUUUCUGUGUCUCUCCUUGCGGUGCAGAAAUUAUCAGAUAUUUCUCCGACAUUUUUUAUUGGCUUGAUCCAGGCCAUCACAGCUACCAUUUUUAUGAACAUUUAUGUUGUAGGGUUGAAUCAAUUAACUGAUGUUGAGAUUGACAAGAUAAACAAGCCUUUUCUUCCAUUGGCAUCAGGAGAGUUUUCUUUCACAACUGGUGUUAUUAUUGUUGCAUUAUUUUUAAUUAAGAGUUUUGGAGUUGGAUGGAUUGCUGGUUCAUGGCCAUUGUUAUGGGCUCUUAUCAUCACCUUUUUGAUUGGGACCGGUUAUUCGAUCGAUUUGCCCCUAUUGAGGUGGAAGAGAUUUGCAGUGCUUGCAGCCAUGAGCAUCGUAGUUGUUCGGACAAUAAUAGUUCAAUUUGCAUUUUUUCUUCAUAUGCAGAUGCAUGUGUUUAAGAGGCCAAUUAUAUUUCCAAAAUCAUUGAUUUUGGCGACAACGUUAAUGGGCUUCUUCUCUUCGGUUAUAGCAUUGUUCAAGGAUAUACCUGACAUUAAAGGAGAUCAAAUAUUUGACAUUAAAUCUUUUUCGGUGCGUUUCGGUAAAAAGCGGAUGUUUUGGAUUUGUGUUUCACUUCUUGAAAUGGCUUAUGGAAUUGCCGUUAUGGCGGGAGCAACAUCUUCCAAUCUUUGGAGUAAAAUGAUCACAGUUUUUGGACAUGGUCUUUUGGCUUUGAUCCUCUUGUAUCAUGCCAAAUCUGUUGAUCUGGAAAACAAAUCUGCCAUAACAUCUUUCUAUAUGUUUAUCUGGAAGCUAUUUUAUGCAGAGUACUUCAUUAUACCGUUUGUUAGAUAAGAAGAAAGUGGUGGUGACAUCUUUUAUUUAAGAAAUGGUGCUCUCCUUGUAGCAUGUGGAUUAUUCAUUCAAAACUGAUAAAUAUAAAUAAAAAGUUUAUGUACGUUGAAAUCUCAA
Molecule: messenger RNA, 1605 nt
Organism: Cajanus cajan (pigeon pea)
Lineage: Eukaryota; Viridiplantae; Streptophyta; Magnoliopsida; Fabales; Fabaceae
Product: homogentisate phytyltransferase 1, chloroplastic
Cellular component (GO): membrane
Molecular function (GO): prenyltransferase activity
Source: RefSeq, a predicted model, not a curated record